GAUACCUCCGCAUACGCUACUCUGGGUUUCAUGGAGAAAACGACAGUGCAACUUGCUUUGGCUCUUUCCCUGAGUCUUGGCUGUGGAUUUCUUCUGGGCAUUGUAAUAGGCUCUAGGAGAAGGCGACUGCUACCCUUUUACGGACGGCAGGUUGAUAAUGGGUCCAGUUUUGAGUAUGUCAGUGGAGAGUACAAGAUGGUGUUGGUGGUACGAAACGACUUGAAGAUGGGGAAGGGUAAAGUGGCAGCGCAGUGCGCUCAUGCUGCUAGUGCAUACAAGCGGAUGAUGAAGAGAGAUGUUCGGCUGCUGAGUGUGUGGGAGGAUAACGGCCAAAUGAAGGUGGUAGUAAAGCUCCAGAUGAACAAUCAUUGUGAGUAUUCCCUGCUGUUAGUGCUCAUUAUUUCGCACUCACUAACCACCAGCUUUCUGCUUGAUUCUAACAAAAAUACUGCCCAUCCCACCAGAAAUCACCAUUUCUCAUUUUUUAAUGGCCAACCUGUGUAACUAUUUUGGUGUGCAGUGUUUUUUCAUGCACAAAUAUAGGGUAAUCUUGUAGGGUGCUCGAGAUGGGGAAUAGAGUUGUCUUGGUGCAGGUUGCAAGCAGCUACAGAGGCGUCUAGACUGGGGAUAAACACCUACAUUGUGCGGGAUGCUGGGAGAACUCAAAUAGCUCCCGGGUCUAAGACCGUACUGUGUGUUGGCCCAGGACCUGAAACUGUGAUUGAUAGUGUAACAGGAGAUUUUAAGCUAUAUUGAUGUAUAUAAUCAUAGUCAUCCUUAGCCAGACACCGUUUUGUUGUU
This is a messenger RNA of Geodia barretti, 801 nucleotides long. Lineage: Eukaryota; Metazoa; Porifera; Demospongiae; Tetractinellida; Geodiidae. The record is from the annotation of a GenBank genome assembly.